Molecule: messenger RNA, 1771 nt
Organism: Calliphora vicina (urban bluebottle blowfly)
Lineage: Eukaryota; Metazoa; Arthropoda; Insecta; Diptera; Calliphoridae
Gene: Phax
Product: phosphorylated adaptor for RNA export
Exons: 5
Coding region: 103-1566 (487 amino acids)
Biological process (GO): snRNA export from nucleus
Cellular component (GO): nucleus
Source: RefSeq, a predicted model, not a curated record
AUUCAUUUUUAAUGUGAUUGCAAAAAAAAAUAUUUUUGUAUGAAAAAAUUUUAAAAAUACAUACAUAGUAUUUAUUAAAAUCUCAAAUUUAUUAUAAAAACGAUGAUGGAUGCCGAGUUAUCUCUAAAUGAUGUGGACAUAGAGGAUGGAGAGCUUUCAGAUACAUCAGAAGAAGUGUACACCCCACUCCAAAGGCCAGCAUCACUGACCCACAAUACAACUACUACCGCAGCACCAGUAUUAACAUUGAGAACUGAUGCGAAAUGCACAAAAAUGGAUGCCGAUGGUGCAGAAGAAGACAAAACAACUAAAGCAAUAAAUAAUCUUGAUGAUGAAGAUGAAUGCCAAAGUGAUGAUUAUUCCUCAUCGUCGGGAGACUCAUCGGAUACAUGUUUAGAUAAGGGAAAUAAAGACAAGAAGAUUAAAAAUAAAAAACGUCAUAUUAAACGCACCGUUAUGGUACGUAUACAUCCCACCUCGGAUGGUGCUGAACAGAAAAAAACUCAGUUCAAAAAGUACGAUAUUUGGACAGCUGCUCUGCAAGAAGAGGCUCUCACAGAAAAUAUGCGUGGCUGUGAUGUCACCCGGAAUGGUUUUAAUGAUCGUAGUGUAGAAAAUUAUGAUUUUUCCUUGCGAUAUAGUUUGAAUGGGGAAAAUAGCCUUAAAAGGCGUCUAUCAAAUUCCAACGACGAUCUUUCCGACAACGAUCAGCCUCCACCACACAGUAAACGCCAAAAACCUUCGAGUCGAGCCGAUGUCAACGAGUCGUCUACGUCCUCUUCAUCAUCCUCCAGACGACCAGUACACGAGCGUUUGGGCAAACGUAGAGAUAUCAGUGGACGUCGACGUUCGUCUCCACAUAGCGGUGGCUCGGACUCGAAUUCAUAUGUCCCCAAGCAUAUAGAAGACUUGGAAGAAAUAGAAGGGCGUGCAUCUGUUGAGGUGGCUAGAGAAAUUGCUAUGAAACUACGCGAAGAGAAAGAUGAUCUAUUAGUACGUGUCGUAGAAGUUUUGGGUACAGAAUUGCCUUUAAAGAUCUAUAAAGAAACGCAACGUAUAGAGGCCGAAGGCGGCAUGACAAUAAAGAAUGGUCAACGAAGACGUACUCCAGGUGGAGUAUUUCUUUUUCUUUUAAAACAUCACGAUUCACUUAAAGCAGAAGAUCUUAAAGCUAUAUUCUCAGAAGAUCGCAAUAAUGCUAAUAAAAAACAGAAAGAUUAUAAAGCAAUUAUGCGCGAUCGUAAAGUAAAAGAACUUAAAAAACGUCUAUGUGAACAAGGCGCCGAAUUGCCCAGCCUAAAUACACGCAAAGAACUGAUGUUACUGGGAGACGAGAUUAAUCAAAAUCAAAACGAUGGAAAUUUAUCAAAUCCUCCGCCAUCACCUGAAGCCUAUGAACAUCUUGAACUGGAUUUAAAAUCUAUACCAAUUAAUCAUGUAACCAAUGAUGUUGAGGUAGACGUUGCGGAAAAACCUUCAACAUCGCAUGGCAUUGAGUCAAAAACAUUACAAACUUAUGAAGACGAUUUUUUGGACGUUAACUGUGGAGAUAUGGACUUUUUUUAAGCAAAAUUUAGCCAAGUUUUUUUUACAGUGUACAGCACUAUGUUUUUAUUUUAUUCUGUAAUUACACUAAAGUGUAAACAUAUUAAAAUGAAUAGUAAUUAUAAUAUAAUAAAUAAUAAUUAAUUUUGUAAAAAAUAAGAGUUGUUAAAUUAAAAUAACAAUAAAUUAUAUUAAUAAAAUUUUAUAAUAAAAACUGAAAAGUGAA